CACCAAGCAAACGGAUGCGCGAAUAGAGUGAAAUCGCAAACAUGAUAAAGUGAUGUGCUCUCUUGCUCACUCGCCAGUUCCUAUCUGCACACUUUUUUUUUUACCUUAGGUCCAUGGUUUUAUCCUUAAUUCUAACAUACAAUUUAGAUAAACACAAUCUUUAAGCGCGACUUGUUUAAUUAAUAAAUCGUUAGUUUAACAAAUCAUUCGUUCACAAACAGCCAUAUUGAUUGCGUUCUUCCUAUCCUGAUCAGCACAUCGACAUAUCAACAGUACGAAGUACAUAUCCUAUCAAGCGUUAUGACGAGGGAAAGCGAAAUAUGUAUUAAGAAAAGAGGAGAUUGUGUCUUUGUGGAAAAAGAACACACUUAUACAGGAUAUCCUAAGAAAAUGAAAUAUUCACGAACAAUGAUAUGGAGAUGUAUACAACUCCUAGGUAAAUAUGCAAGGUAUCAGGAGGAUAUUAGUUUUCUGUAUAUUAACAACAAUAUUACCAAUCAUACUUCUUAUAACACCAUUGUAUCUACGUCAUAAUUUCUAUGCUAAUGUUGCAUACACUGUGACCGAAUCUGAUAUCCUGGAAAUCACUGAUGGAGUCUCCACAAUAUUUUGUUCUGAACACACUAUAGAGAUGAAUAGAACCUUUAAUGCAUUUCAAGUGUCACAGAAUCCAGAAAUUACUUCAUAUAAAAAACACAUACGUCUUAAAAAGAGUAUGUCAAUACCAGAUGACACUCUAGAAUAUUGGGGAUUUUAUCUCUUAAAAGGAGCAAGUGUAGCACUGUCUGUAUGCUCAAGAUUCGAAGGAGCUUCAAUACUACUUGUUAAAGAUGAACGUAAUCUACGAACAUGUGGUAUGUUGGAGCAUAAUUAUGGAGAUCAAAUUGUGAAGAAUAUAUUUUUACCAGAUGCACAACAACAAGUCAAAGUGGUGUUUACAUCAAAUACUGAAGAAGAUACUUUUCAGACAGAUUUAACUAAAGUUAAUGGUUUGCUAACAAGUGCAAAAAAUAAAUUUUCACGGAAUGUCACUUUGAAAACCACCAAUGAAGAUUCUAACAAAUUUCACGAGUAUGUAAAAAAUAAUACAUUUCCUGACAAAAACAUUCGUAAAGAAAAAUUGAUUCAAGGUGAGAAUACUGUAUAUAGUACAAGAAAACUGAGACAUGCAAAAAAGAGACAAUAUUCCAAACUAAUGAGAGGAGAAAAGAAAAAUAUACUACAAGACAGCAAUAUAAAACACAAUUUAGAAUACAGUUCAAAUAAUACUAAAAAGAAAAUAGAAAUAGAAACUACAAUGUUAACUAAAAAGGUCAAGAGGAGUCAAGACCUUGUUAAACCAACAUUUUUACUUGAUGAAGGCAUUAAACACGGUGGAAAUGCUGUUAUGAAUGCAACAAAUGCUGAUGAUAUUUCUUCGGUAUCUAGCUUUGAAAAUGGAUUAUUCAAAUGUUAUGGUGGUUCAAUUUUAAUAGCCCAAGAAUUCGCACCAUCCAAACAUUGUACUAAUGUCACUUAUUUGCUUAGUGGAAAACAUAUGCAAGCAACCCAGAACAUUGUAGAAAGUGGUUACUAUUAUUACAUUUUUUACAGUGAUAAUGAUAUUGUUUCAAAUGAUAUACACGCGGUUUUUGAUAUUUAUAAACCUCUUCUUCAGUAUGAAAAUGUAACAAAUUCUUGUAUAAAUCAAACCAAAUGCUCCUUUCCAGUUAAUCUACUCUCACUGGACAAAGUGAUAGUCGAAAUACCAACAAAAGAUGGUGUUGAAUAUGAAAUAUAUAAUAAUAGCUUACUUCUUUCUGUCUGUCAUCCACGAAUGGAAGUUUACAUUAUUUUUCCUAUUGCAGUAUUAUUCUUAAUUCUAACGCGUGCAUUUAUGUAAUACUCACGUUUUCUUUUUUAUAAAUACAACAUACAUUGAUCACA
Molecule: messenger RNA, 1926 nt
Organism: Megalopta genalis
Lineage: Eukaryota; Metazoa; Arthropoda; Insecta; Hymenoptera; Halictidae
Source: RefSeq, a predicted model, not a curated record